CAUGUGUAUUACAUUGUAUUUAUGUGUGGGGCAAAAGUAACUUUCCUGUUUGUCAGACAGGCUUUCACUUUGUUGAGUUGCUAGCAAGUGUACUCUUACUGCUUGCGAAUAGCAGUGUAUAUCUAUAAUGGAAGGACGAAUGCAGUGGUUUAUUGCGCUCUGUAUUUCUGUGAUAAGUGUUCAAGUAUCUGGCGGCGAACGCCUUCGUGUGCAAUGGGAUCGAGUGGAUACUUCCUUUCCAGAUGAUUUUGACACUGUUCAACUUCGUGAAGUUGGCAGUUUUCAUUGGGAAAAGAAAAGUUUUUUGGUGAGCAACCCGUCACGUCAUGUGACUGGAUAUGUAGCCUAUGUGGAUGACCCAUCGCGUUUUCACUUUGCCCUGCCGUCAGAAGGAUGUGGUCAUCGAGUGAAAACGUCGUUAACUGCUAAGCAGAAUGGCUGUACUUACGCCACAAAUGCUGGUUUCUUUGACAUGAACACCGGUCAGUGUAUGGGAAAUCUGGUGAUCAACAAGAACGAAAUACAGCUGUCCAGUGAUCUUGAACGAGUAACGUUCGGUCUCCUCGGAAAUCAGGUUCUCAUUGGAUACAUUCAAGUGUCAUCCCUAAAGCGACUGCCCCCGUUUGAUGAACUGAUCAGUGGUGCUGGGUGGCUAGUGCGUGAAUCCAAGUCGAUAGUCAAUGUCAGCCGAGUCACGGAGCACAUUGAGGACGGUUUUGUGACUGAGAAAGCGCCGCGUACUGGUCUGGGCGUGCUCGCGUCGGGUCAACUUGUUGUUCUACAGGUGGAUGGUAUUGAAGACGAGAAAAAGGGAGUUGACCUGUAUGAGUUUGCAGAAUGCUUCACAUCACUAAACGCGACGCAGGCAAUGAACUUGGACGGCGGUGGUAGCAGUGUAAGCUGGUCGGCCAGUGAUGGCAUCAUAGACUAUCCAACAUGCAGUGAUACUCCUGUGAAGUGCGAACGAGCCGUCACCUCCAUUGUUUGCAUCAAGUAGACAUGUAGAUGGCAGGCUGCUUGAAGUCGAUCACGCCGUGAACUGAUUGCUAGUACUUGAAGUACACCAUCGGAGUCUGAAAUCUGAAAAUGAACGAUUAUCCCUUGCCCUGAGGAUUACAGAGCCAGUUUCCAAACUGUGCUCCUUUCUGCUGCUGCUGCUUUGUUUGUCAAGCGCACUACUUACUGUCUUACGUUAUCAUUAUAAUCAUACCCAUGCUGGUCAUGGACGUUAUUCUAAACUUAUUUCAAAAGUGACUUUUCAACAGCUACAAAA
Messenger RNA from Sycon ciliatum, 1273 nucleotides. Its product is annotated as N-acetylglucosamine-1-phosphodiester alpha-N-acetylglucosaminidase-like. The transcript has 6 exons. NCBI's taxonomy places the organism in Eukaryota, Metazoa, Porifera, Calcarea, Leucosolenida, Sycettidae. Gene Ontology annotation, biological process: secretion of lysosomal enzymes. Bases 128 to 997 code for a protein of 289 amino acids. The record is from RefSeq and is a predicted model, not a curated record.